This is a messenger RNA of Archocentrus centrarchus (flier cichlid), 2036 nucleotides long. RefSeq names its product ABI family, member 3a (gene abi3a). Gene Ontology annotation, cellular component: lamellipodium; actin-based cell projection; SCAR complex. Gene Ontology annotation, biological process: neuron migration. The record is from RefSeq and is a predicted model, not a curated record. NCBI's taxonomy places the organism in Eukaryota, Metazoa, Chordata, Actinopteri, Cichliformes, Cichlidae. The coding region runs from base 193 to 1797 and encodes 534 amino acids. The transcript is spliced from 12 exons. Gene Ontology annotation, molecular function: SH3 domain binding; signaling adaptor activity.
UGUCGCCUGCAGGGAGGAUCUCUGGGAGCGCCUCUGCAGCACACAUGAAAGUUGAAGCUGCGGGGAGAAGUUUCACAGAACCGCACAGGAGGAGGCUCCAUCACAGCUCCAGCUCAUCAUUAAAACUGCUGCUGGUGGUUUGUGCUGGUCUCCAGGUUCUGUCUGAAGUCUUUAGAACCUGAGUGUGGAAUCAUGAAGGAUCAAAACUUAAACGCGGAAGUGAUGAAGAUCCUGGAAGACGCUCCGAGCGCCAGAAAGGCUCUGAGGGAAAACUGUGAUAACCUGCUCAAUGUGGCCGACUACUGCUGCAGCAACUACAUACAGGCUGGUGAGGGCAGCAUGAAGGCGUUGGAGGAAACUAAAAAGUUCACCACCCAAUCACUGGCCAGCGUUGCCUACCAGAUCAGCACUCUGGCCAGUAGUGUCCUGAAUCUACUUGAUGCUCAGACCAAUCAGCUUCGCCACCUGGAGUCUUCCAUCAAUCUGAUUGGUCAGACCGUGGAGAUGCACAAAGAGAAGGUUUCCCGGAGGGAGAUCGGCGCGUUCACUGCGGUGAGACGAGUCACGCGGAGCCACAAGAUCCUCCCUCCCACCAACACUCAGCCCCGCCCACCAUACAGCCGCAAGCCAAUCAACUACCAGCAGCUGGACAGCUUGGGCCAUGGCAUGAAGGUCUCUGGGAAACAGUCGGACAAAACCGGAACGAUCCGCAAACACGGCGCCUCCGUCAGGUCCAACAAAGCUCCAGAGGCUGUCCAGUGCCCGGUGGUGCCCCCUGCUGGCAGUUCCAGCUUUGGGAAACCUGUAGCACCACCCACCAUCCCCACCAUAGCGCAGGCACCACCUGAGGCUGACAUCAUCACCACACUGCUGGACAAUGCCCCGCCCCCUCCUCCUGCACCAAAUGAGGUGCCAGCUCCAGACAGUGAAGCCACCUUGGCCCUGCCUCCUCCACCUCCUCUUCCUGUUGCCUCAGGAGAUAUGUUGGGUGCACCCCCUCCUCCUCCUCCACCUCCACUGUUUUUGGAUACUAAGGCUAGCCACAGCACUCCACCCCCAGCUCCACUCCCAGCUCCACCCCCAGCUCCACCCCUCAGCCUUGAAACAGUGGUAGAAGAGAACAGCUUUCCCUCUCCCUCCCCGCCUCCUCCCCUUCCUCUGUCUGAAGAUGACGGCUUUCCUCCGUUGCCCAGUGACGGAUCAGACCUGCUGGCUCCACCUCCUCCACCUGACCAGGAAGUAGAUGUGACCCUCCCAUUCAGGAGGAGUCGCCGCCGUUGCUCACCCCCCACCACUCGCUCUCUCUCGCUGAGGGUCCGCUCAGGCCCUGCCUCCCGCUGCCGCUACACUCGCUCUCUGUUCCUGCCUACCGUCCAAUCACUCAUGAUCCCUCCACCUCCCUCCUACCCUCCACCCUGCGCUCCGCCUCACCCUCCCUCCUCAUCCUCCUCGUUCUUCUCCUCCUCUUCGUCUCGGCUGUGCUUACCUGCUCGUCUUGAACACCUGGAUCUGGAGAUCCCAGCCCCACCUCCUCCACUCCUAUUGGAUGAUGAGACGCGAUUUGAUGACAUACCGCCCCUCCCACCGCCGGUGGACUAUGACACCAGCGCCCCCCCAGAUUACCUAGAGAAAGUGAGGGCGCUGUACAGCUAUGAGGCCGUGAAGCCUGACGAGCUUUCCUUCACUGAGGGUGACAUCAUCUACCUGACUCAGCGCCAUGACGACGGAUGGUUUGAGGGCAUCCUCAACGGCAAACAGGGCUUCUUCCCCGAGAACUAUGUCGAAUCAUGUGGCUAGCUGAAGCCCCGCCCCCCUGCAGUGAUAAAUGGUCAAACUGUAGCUUCCACUGAAUGAUUGUUAAUGUAGGUUAACUUAUUGCACACCUGGAAGCAGGUAGAUGUCUCUCUUCUGAGCUUCUGAUUGGUUUCCUGAUAACUGAUGAAUAAUGAAAAUAAAGGUGAUUUUCUGAAUGCAACGGCUGUGUCUCUCCCUACAGUGUGUCCUCCGGCCCUUAGAGGGUGCUGUCUCCUGUCUCU